GUAAACUUUGGUAGAGUUUCUGUGCAGCUUCUAUUACAUGCAUAGAAACGAAGUGUUGGGAUGGCAAGAGGCAUCUUAGUCCAGUCACCUUAAAUGCAGGAAUCUUUUGUCCAUUGUGGGGCUCGAGCCCAUGACCCCCGAGAUUCAUGCUGAAUUAGAGGAAAAACCAGCACAGCGCCAGGUGCUGAAAGGGCGGCAGGUUGGGUACGUCGACAGGGAACCAACCCAAUAGAUGAUACUUUGGAUGAAGUGACAAGGAAAGAACUGUGCACAGACACUUUCUGCAAAGUUUGUGGAGCUGUACUGCAGUUUGAAUCGCAAAGGGCUGCACACUAUGAGGGCAAAAGGCACGCUCAAAAAAUCCGGCUUUAUUUACAGAUGCAUAGUGAACAGAAGGAUGGCCAGGAGCCCAGCAAACAGAAGUUACAGUAUGUGAAUUUCCAGAUGGACCCAAAUGUGGACAAAAACACCUACUGCAGGCUUUGCAACAUGGUCUUCACGUCCCCAAUAGUUGCUCAAGCACACUACCUGGGAAAGAUUCACACCAAGAAGCUGAAACGGCUGUCGGAAGAUCAGGCACAACAGCCUGUGCAGAACGCUCAGCCAGAACCUGGUCCCUCUGCGGUUCCAUCUCUGCCGGAGCCAUCUGUUGAAAACGCCUCGCAGGACACGGAUGUGAAAGACCCGUCGCCAUCCUGUAAAGCCACGUUGGAUCUAGACGAUCCGGAUAAAUUCUGCAAGCUUUGCUCGGCGCCCUUCAACAACCCACUUAUGGCCCACCAACACUACGUGGGCAAGAAGCACAAAAGGAACGAAGCGCGCAAGAAGCUGAUGAGCGAGAUGGGAUCUGAGGCCGUUCCCGCGGAGUCGCAGGCCAAUGCAGUUGGAGUGGGCAAGUAUAUAUGCCCCAUAUGCAGCAUCAGUCUCACGUCCAUAGAAAUGUACCAGUCGCACAUGCAAGGAAAUAAGCAUCAGAUAAAAGAAACCAUGAUUUCCAAUCUAAUAACGAACUCCAGGAAAACAUACAGCUCCUUCCAAGAUGAAUUGGAAGAUUAUAUUAAAGUGCAAAAAGCAAGGGGGCUGGAACCAAAGACCCACUUCAGAAAGCCAGAAGAAGAGUUUCAAAUGGAAGAGUAUGGUGCCAUGAAUGGCCAUGAACGGGGCUUUGGAUUUGAUCAGGAUCAGUUUUCCGGCGACGCUAACACACCAGAGCAGUAUUCUGGCAUUUUCUCAGAAACAUGUCCACCUUUGUAUUCUGUUAGAAGCAGAUUGUCCCACUGGCCGCCAGGGUACAGAGACCUGCCGAAACUAGAAAAUGCACCCGUUUCUCAGCACAGCACAGGUAGUUCCCUAGAAAAACAGGCAUCUCCAUUGGCCACCUAUAAAAGUGACAAUUGCAACCCAUCAUCCGAAUCCAUUGAUGGCUACAAACAUCUACCUUCCGAUAGUAGCUCUGCCUUUCAUAGAAGGAGCCAGAAGUCGCCAAAGACAUUCAGAAAGGAGGAAGAAUGUUCAGGAGAGGAAGACGGCGACCCUCGCCCACCCCUUGCUAAGUUCAGGAGAAAACAGCGCUGCGAAGGAGACGCAAACUUUGGAAAGGGCGGAGAGAAGAGGAAGAGAAAGAAAGAGGACGUCGACUCAAGUGCCGAGUCGAAAUCGAAGCAGGGUAAAGGCAGAGGAAAUACAGAGGGAUCUUCUGAGAAGGAGAGCAGGAAGCACAAGAAGGAGAAAAAGAAGGCUGAAGCUGGAGGACCAACAGAGGAGGAGAUGUUGUGGGAUGAAUCCAUCCUGGGAUUCUGAGCUUCUCCUAAUUAAUGAAUUUUUGCGUUCAUUUGAACCGUUGUGCACUUUUAUGUUUCCAUUACUGGUUACUUUCCCUGCCCCCCCCCUUUUAAUUGCUUGUUCAGGAAUAAUGAAUGAUGGGCACAAGAUCUCUUAGCAAAGCACUAGGGAAGAAGUGGAACUGAAAUUUUGUUGUACUGUACGAAACAUAAUUAGCAAUUUUCAGUACUUAUCCUGAAGCGGCAUUUAAUGCACUAUGAAUUUAGUGUGUAAUAUUCUUUCCGGUAGCAUUUAAAUGCAGGUUUAAAAAACCCCAAAAAGCUAUGCAUUGUCUACGGUUGCAGCGAUAUCUGUGUUGUUGAAAGCUUUAAUAUGAAAGUAUGGGGACAGGGAGAGGGUUUAUUCCAUUUCUUCAUAAUUGUUUUCCCCUUCCAGUUCUGAAAGUAUAAAAUAACACAUUAAACCAAGAAGAGAAAACCAGUUGAAUGUAUCCACACACACACCCUUUACAUCUCAGGUUCAUUUUAUUUAGGUAUCGUUCUUAAUCCUAGACCCAACACCACCUCAUCAAAAUCUCUCAUAAAGGUUUAUUUGACUACAACAGGCUUCACUGUUGAAACUGGGGUGAAGACCUUGCUUUCUGCAGUGCCUCACUGCCCACCGGUGCUUUGAAGCCCCAAUUUCAGGACUUCAAAGCACCACAUCCCCUGACGCCAUUUGUAAACUCAAGUGAUUGCCCACCUUUUAAAUUUGGCCCACGAGCCAGAUCCUGAUAGGGAUCUGGACCAUGGAGCCAAAAAAUUUCCCCAUCUCUGGCUUCAAAUGGUGAUUGUCACCAACAGGUAAGAGGUGCUUGUAAAGUUCAAGGAUGAUUUUUCUGAAAACGAAACACUAUUUAAGAGUGUUCAAGGAUCGGGGAUUAAGGCAGUCAGUUUAAAAUGAGAAUUAAGAUGCCCAGAAAUUCAUGCCUGCUUUUAAAGGCAUGGAAAUGGUUGAAGCAAUGUUUGCCUUUACUUGUAUGUCAUGUAGACAGUAAAGAUGAUUUCUGAAAAGCG
Molecule: messenger RNA, 2837 nt
Organism: Podarcis raffonei (Aeolian wall lizard)
Lineage: Eukaryota; Metazoa; Chordata; Lepidosauria; Squamata; Lacertidae
Product: zinc finger matrin-type protein 1-like
Exons: 7
Coding region: 379-1800 (473 amino acids)
Molecular function (GO): nucleic acid binding; zinc ion binding
Source: RefSeq, a predicted model, not a curated record